AUGUCUUCAUCACGGGCCUGCUUCCUCGGUGUUUUUUUGACAUGUUUGGUCAGCUGCCAUGCUACCACUCAUUCUCUUGGCUCAAAUUAUCGAAUUGAUGUUCACUCCCAUGCAAUCCCAAACAUUUGGACGCAAGCGAUGAUUUCAGAAGGGUUCCCUGUUAAGAACGGCACUCUAUAUAAUGAUGGCGCCCCAGUCCCUGAAUGGUCUUUAGAGUCGCACAUUAGCGCCAUGGAUAGUCUUGGUGUUAAUUAUUCAACAAUUAGCAUCACUGCCCCCGGCGUAUCAUUCAUCAAAGAGGCCGAGAAGGCCAAGUUCUUAGCACGGCGAAUCAACCUCCUGCUUCAUGAAUACACUCAAAAUUACCCGGCUCGCCUCGGAGCACUCUGUCUUCUACCUCUUCCUUUUGUCAACGAAGCAGUAGAGGAGCUAAAUUUCUGCCUAGAGACUCUCAAAUUCGUUGGUGUAGGCCUAUACACCAAUGCUCAUGGCAUAUACCUGGGUGACUCGGCUCUUGAACCCGUUUUCGCAGCUUUGAAUGCAAGAAAUGCCAGCGUCUUUGUCCAUCCAGCUUCUCCAACCUGCGCUUCCGUCGCUCUGGGCCAUCCUAUUCCGAUGACCGAAUAUCCCUUUGACACUGUGCGCGCAAUGGAGAAUUUACUGCUAACAGGCCAGCGUGCCCGUUAUCCGGAUCUGAAGAUUAUCUUCUCUCACGGUGGGGGCGCAAUACCCUAUCUAGCCAGCCGUAUUGCAGGCGUCGCAUCCCUCUCUUACGCGGGUGGAGUAGCGUUUACUGAAACCAUGGCACAGCUUGCUGGGUACUAUUUUGAUCUCGCUAGCGCGACAUCUGUUAUCCAGCUAACGGCGCUCAAAAGUUUUGUUGGCGCUGAGCAUCUUGUGACUGGAAUUGAUUAUCCAUAUGUUCCCCUCGCGCAGGCAGAGCCGGGAUUAGUCGGAAUUCAGGGGAAUGGAAAUUUUACCAACGAAGAAAUGGGCCUCAUCAAAUACCAAAACGCUUUGGCGAUAUUUCCACGGAUUUCGGAUGCCUUGAAAGUUUAA
This is a messenger RNA of Penicillium pulvis, 1059 nucleotides long. RefSeq names its product amidohydrolase family protein. The coding region runs from base 1 to 1059 and encodes 352 amino acids. The record is from RefSeq and is a predicted model, not a curated record. Gene Ontology annotation, cellular component: cytoplasm. NCBI's taxonomy places the organism in Eukaryota, Fungi, Ascomycota, Eurotiomycetes, Eurotiales, Aspergillaceae. Gene Ontology annotation, biological process: secondary metabolic process. The transcript is spliced from 3 exons. Gene Ontology annotation, molecular function: hydrolase activity; carboxy-lyase activity.